Lachancea mirantina is the source of this 546-nucleotide messenger RNA. NCBI's taxonomy places the organism in Eukaryota, Fungi, Ascomycota, Saccharomycetes, Saccharomycetales, Saccharomycetaceae. The record is from the annotation of a GenBank genome assembly.
AUGGUUGGCGGAAUUUUCGGCGGAUUUUUGCUGGGCAAAAUGCCGCGUUGGCGCAGCCGCGCGGGCAAAGACAAACAGCCACAUCUGUACACGCUCGAGACGGACGACGAUUAUGUGUUUGUUUCGAGGGACGCAAAGACGACAGACUUGGCGCCCGACAGAGACCGCGACAAUCGCGAUCACGUGACCGGCACAAUCGCGCCUUACGCGGAAAGCGCUGACGAGGUUGACGUAAGCGCCUGGGAAAUGGCACGGACCGCGGCUGCGGCCCGGCAGGGUGCCGGUGUGCACUCGCCUUAUGCGACAGUCUCAAACGUAGCACGGGUGCCGCAAGGCGCGCGUCAGGCGCGCCUUGCUGCCAAGCUUGAGACCAUUCGUCGCUCGGGACACAAGUCGUCACGGGCACCGUCGUCGCCGUCACGUGACUUACACGUGACGCAUUACAACGACACGUCCCUUGACGAAGAGCUCGAGCCCCUGUACGACGACAAGCUAAAUCGGCGGUUGAAGGUCCAGAAUAGACGGCUACACCUGGGCGCGCGGUAG